GCGAAGCGGGUCCUCUCUCUGAAUUCGAAACGAAGUCUGAGGACAACCAGAGGUGCGUGCUGAGUACCCGUGGCAGCUUGGGGUUGCCCAGUUUUUGUGGAAACAACAUUGCCCACGCGGAGCAGGGCCUACUCUUAGUUUUCUUAUGUCCGGGUGAGACGCACGGUGACGCAAUUCUUCAACGCGCCAAUCCUGGGCAGGCCGGAGGGCGGGCUCUUCAAAUUUGAACUCCCGAGCUGUUUCGGUGUUAGGGAACCUCACGGAGGAGAGGAGCGUCACCUGCGGCUCGGCCGCUGCGGGCCGGGGCCGACGUGGGCCAGAGGCACGAGCCCUGGGGCUCCUAGCCCCCACUCCGCGGGAAGGGGAUCCCGGACUACCGCGAUCUCACGCUCCAGGCCCUUUACCCGAGGUUCCUCUGGCCCUCUGCUGAAGGUCUAUCCUGAAAAUUGUGUGUAAGUGAAAUUUCUAUUAGAAGAAAUUUGUUGCUGCUGUUUAUCAAGAUGAUUGUAACACCUUUGAAACAUCCAGGAACUCACUUGUCUUCAGAGACAUCUUCUCAAAGGAGACAUAUGCCCAUGCAUGCAAUCUUUUUUGACAGCAUUCCUUCCGGCACACUAACUCCUGUAAAAGAUUUGGUGAAAUAUCAGCAGUCCUCUUUAAAAUUGAAUGACCAUAAAAAGAGUCAGUUCCUAGAAAGGACAGUUGUUAAUAAUAAAAAUAUAUUUCAAUCUACCAUGCUACCAGAGACUACCACCUCUAACAGUUCUCUUGAUAUCAGUGCUAUAAAGCCCAACAAGGAUGGAUUAAGAAAUAGUGCAAAUUAUGAAUCACCGGGGAAAAUAUUUCAAAGAAUGAAAGAAAAAGCACUACGUAACAAGCAAGAACAAGCAUCAAGAAACAGUAGUUUGUUGGAACCACAGAAAAGUGAAAGUAAUAAAAAUUUCGUUUCUAACAAAGCUGAGAAAAGGGAAUUACAGCAUACGUACGUCUGUGGAGAAAAGGAAAACAAAUCAUUCCAGUCAGAAAACAGUUCACCAAAAGACUCAACCUCAGUCCAAGAAGUUCCUCUAGAGUCAUCAAAUAAUACUGUCCUGUCAGUCAAGCAAAAGAUUCAAUGUCAGCAGGAAAAGGAAGCACCUCUGCACAAUUUAACUUAUGAGCUUCCAGUUCUGAACCAAGAACAUGAAAAUAUUUCAGCUGCAGGAGUCUCAAACAAGGCAUUAACUAGAGCUCAGUUGGCUAAACAAAUUCUUCACUCAAAGGAGAAUACAGCUGCAAACACUAAGUCCAAAAAGGACACUUUUUUUUUAGAAGGCAUUGAUUCUACCUGUCAAAAACCCCAAAAUACCACUGUUGAGACUCUCUGUGUUGCUAGUAAUGGUGGUCAAUUAAUGGUUUCUGAUGAUAGCAAGAUCACAACAGAAGGCACUUCAAAACAGGAAAUCAAGGAAGGAAAUGAGAAAACAAUGCCCAGAGAGACUGAUCUUCCAGGUUCCAUGAAUGAUACAUGUAAAAUUGUGCUUGCAUCUCCAAGAUUUCAUGUAGCAGUUCCUCGGAGAUCAAAAAGAAAUGCCUCGAAGCUUUCUCCGAGUAUAUGCCAAACUAUUACAAAUGGAGCUGAAAAAAAUAAGGUAGUCCAGCUACAGGAAUGGAUGAUUAAAGUCAUCAAUGAUAACACUGCUAUAUGUGUAGAAGGAAGAUUGAUAGACAUCACUAACAUAUAUUGGCACAGUAACGCAAUUAUAGAACGGAUUCAGCACAACAAACUUAGGACUUUAUCAGGCAACAUUUAUAUAUUAAAAGGAAAGAUAGACCAGAUUUCCAUGAAAGAAGCAGGUUACCCGGAUUCUCUCAUAAGGAAAUUUAUGUUUGGAUUUCCAGAAAAGUGGAAAGAGUACAUUGAUAAUUUUUUAGAACAGUUAAGGGCUUGUGAAAAGAAAAAAGGAAAAGCCAGACAAAAACAGAAAACUGAAAGAUUUGUCCCUGACAUUCGAAAAUCAAUCAAAAAUGGUACAAAGGAAAACAAAACAGAUGUGCUCCAAAGAGCCAGCACCACUUAUGACCUUGAUUGUGAUCAUUUGGCAAGAACUGAAGAAUCCAGAGUAUCGGCUGAUAUCCUAACAUCAAGGGAACAGUUUUUCUCAGACAAAGAAAGAAAAUAUAUGGCUGUUGACCGGAAGGAACUUUAUAUUUUAGUAACGCCACUUAAAUCUCAAAAAAUUAUAGAGCAAAAAUGCAUGAAUUACAAUCUGUCCUCUGGCACCAUUAAAGCAGUAACAGACUUUGCAGUGUCAAAGCAUCAAAACAAAAAUAAGUCAGACUUAAAUGAAACUACAAGUCUAAUCACUAAGCCCACAAAGACUGUAGAAAAGACAUUUGAGUAUAGCGUGGGUCAUAAAAGUAAAAACAAGGGAAAUUGCAGUGAAUGUGAUUUACUCACUGUGAAUGAGAAAAUAAAAAUAUCUAGUCCUAAAACUGAACAAAUGGUCAUCUCUGACUCUAAGAAAAACACGAAGUUAUCAAAACUGAAAGAAGUCAAAAAUCAGGUAACUGUGUCAUUUUAUAAGCAUCACUCCUCACCAGAUUUGUCUAAUGAAGACAGUGAAAAAGAAAAGGAGUUUGGAGGGAAAGCUGAGGUGGUUAAGAAAACCAGAGCAAGAAAUACCAAAGAAACAGUGGCUCACCUGAGAAAAAACACAAGAAACACAAGGAAAAUCUCAGAGAUUUCUGAAUCUGAAACUGAAGAAAGUGAAUAUGAAUUUCAGAUGAAACAAAAGAAGGCUAGAUGUUCUGCUAAAGAAAAUCUUCAGAAACCCAGUAUUAGGAAUGAGCUUCCAAUUAUUGAGUUGGUGGGAUCUGGUAAGACGAACAGGCAUUCCUUAGAAUGUUUACCUGGUUUAAUUCAGGAUGAGGAAUGGAAUGAGAAAGAAUUACAGAAACUUCAUUGUGCUUUUGCAUCUCUUCCAAAGCACAAACCUGGCUUCUGGUCAAAUGUAGCUAUGGCUGUGGGUUCUCGAUCUGCCAAUGAAUGCCAGAGGAAAUACAUGGAAGAUCCCCGAAGGAAAGGAUCCCAGAAACAUGUCACGAAGAAAAAGCCAGUCAACCGCAAAGGUCAAAAUGGCAAGAUCAAUGAUGCUGAUAAGAAGCAAACUAUUAAGAUAACUGCCAAAGUAGGAACUCUUAAAAGGAAGCAGCAGAUGAGGGAUUUUCUGGAACAGUUGCCAAAAGAUGACCAUGAUGAUUUUUUCAGUACAACACCUUUGCAACAUCAAAGAGUAUUGCUGCCAAGUUUCCAGGACAGUCAAGAGGAAGAUGAUAUUCUGCCAGACAUGGACAGAAAUCCAGCAACUCCGUCAUCGGUUAUCUUUCCACUGGCAAAAACUCCUCAGUGUCAGCAUGUCAGUCCUGGUAUGCUAGCCUCUAUAAACAGGGAUGAUUGUGAUAAAUAUGUUUUUCGUAUGCAAAAAACCCAUAAAAGUAAAGGUGGCAUUGUUUGGGGCAAUAUCAAGAAAAAAACAGUUGAAACUGAUUUUUCAACUCCAACAGCAAGAAGAAAAGCGCCACUUAACAAAGAAUUAGUAGAAAACUCUGGUAUUGGAAAACUUUUCACCAAUGCUAUGGAGUCUUUAGAUGAAGAAGAAAAAGAUUAUUAUUUUUCAAACUCUGAUUCUGCAUGGUAAAAAUGAAAGACUAUUUCCAGGA
Molecule: messenger RNA, 3702 nt
Organism: Camelus dromedarius (Arabian camel)
Lineage: Eukaryota; Metazoa; Chordata; Mammalia; Artiodactyla; Camelidae
Gene: MIS18BP1
Product: MIS18 binding protein 1
Exons: 15
Coding region: 501-3680 (1059 amino acids)
Cellular component (GO): chromosome, centromeric region
Source: RefSeq, a predicted model, not a curated record